AUGUCCAAUGAGAAGAGAACAUUGGAUGGAGCUGUGGCGAGGAGAAAACCAUUGACAGCUGAGGAGAAAGCUAAUGCACUUCGCAGAGCAAGCCCAAGCCUCAAAUCUCCUUACUUCAUGAGUAUACCAGCAAGCGUUGCUAGGGAAUAUUUCAAAAAAAGUGGGGCUGUCACCCUCAAUACAGUUGAUGGGAAAUUUUGGUCUGUGCGUAACUUAUGGCUGGAGAAAAUUUGCAAAAGAAAUCACUUGGAAGUUGGUGAUGUUUGUGUUUUUGAACUGAUUAAUCGCAUUGAAAUUACAUUGAAAGUAGUCAUUUUCCAAUACAUCAAAGAUGGAAAUGGCAACCCAUCACUUGGAAACAGCAAGCAAUUGAAACAUGAAGAAAGUCUUAUCCACAGGGAGUUUAAUCCAGGGAAUUCCGCAAAGGCUCUCGGCGCUAUCGAAGCUGCCAAGAAAUUUACCUCAGUGAAUCCUUUCUUCAAAGUGAUCAUUCGUCCCAGCUAUAGGCGCACCUCAGUAGUAAGCUCGAGUAACACUGAAAUAACGAAAUGGCACAGAACUAGUAACAAUUUAUAAGCAAUUGCUUUUCUUGCAUGAUAGAAAUGGCAUUAAACUGAUAUACCACUAGACUUAAAGCUUUUUAUAAAUGUUGCACAGUUUUCAUUGUGCAGCCUGUACCGCUAAAUCUUGCUGUGGA
Molecule: messenger RNA, 697 nt
Organism: Hevea brasiliensis (rubber tree)
Lineage: Eukaryota; Viridiplantae; Streptophyta; Magnoliopsida; Malpighiales; Euphorbiaceae
Exons: 4
Coding region: 1-576 (191 amino acids)
Molecular function (GO): DNA binding
Source: RefSeq, a predicted model, not a curated record